Molecule: messenger RNA, 2009 nt
Organism: Cajanus cajan (pigeon pea)
Lineage: Eukaryota; Viridiplantae; Streptophyta; Magnoliopsida; Fabales; Fabaceae
Gene: CDT1A
Product: CDT1-like protein A
Biological process (GO): regulation of DNA-templated DNA replication initiation; DNA replication checkpoint signaling; DNA replication preinitiation complex assembly
Cellular component (GO): nucleus
Molecular function (GO): DNA binding; DNA polymerase binding
Source: RefSeq, a predicted model, not a curated record
ACACAUUUCACUGUUAUUUUCAACCACCAUGACCAAGAACGCCUCAGAGGCCGCUUCCGCUUCCGCUUCUCCUCCUUGCAGAGGCAGAUCCAAGAAGCCCAAUCUCCGGGGCUCCAAGGCCCAUUCCCCAGGCCCAAUGCAUUUCAGCUCCAAGACGCCGGAGAAGCCGCCGCAGCGGAUCCGCAACCGCGGCAUCGCGCUCUCCCUCGCCGAAAUCAGAAGGGUAGGGAAGGGUUUGCAUGAUGGGAAGCAGCAACGCACUGAAACGACGUCGUCGCAGGUCAAAAGUAGUGUCCGGAGACAGAUCUCACUGUGGCCUUCUUCUCCCAGUAAACCUAAAGUUACUGCUGAUGAAAAUAAGCUUCCCCAAAAAUAUGAAAUGUUGGGUGAGUUCUUCCAUCAUUUGGAUAGUUUGAUUUCGAUUUUCCGACUCAAAGGGUGGACGCCGUCGUUUAAAAAGAUCAGUUCCAGAAUUGAAUCUUUGUCUGACAGGAGUUUUACUCUCUGUCAUUUGGCGCAAUUGAAAUUUAUGUUACCUGAGGCUAUUCUUCUUGAGAAGAUUCUAGUGCUUGAUGAAAGGACUAGUUGUAUGGUGGCGGAUAUUCGCAUCUCUAUAGACCCUAAUGCUGUAGAGUCUGAUGAGAGAGUGCCCCUGAGGGAGUUGUUUUGGAAACGGCUACGAGGGUUUUGGGAAUCUCAUCCUGAGGGUGAUGAAAUCCCUGAAGGAACAUUGCCUGAGCCCUUCAAUCGCCCAACGAAAGACAGUCUUUUGGACAAGUUAAAAACUAGUCUUCCAACAAAAAUGUCAUCAUGCAUGGCAUCAGUUGAAUUGCCUAAUGAGCAUCUGGCCGCAGCUUCCCACUUGCCUCCAUCCUUUAGACCACGAUUUGCUCAGAAAUUCAAACUAAAUGGAGCAGAUGAUGUAAAUCAGAAGUGUCCGAUGGAUUCAAUGCAGCCUGUGGCUUCUCCAGUUUCAGAGUCAAGCCUGAAGGAUAGUCCACCCUUUGAGGAUACUAACUCUUGUAUGGAAACCUCCCCAACUAAGUUGCCUUCAGAAGCAGCCAGCACUGAAAGGUGUCCAACAAUUUGUGCUUCUCUGGAGUUGUCUGGUGCCCCUCCUGCUACUCCAAUCAAAACCAUUGAAAACGCAGAAAACAAAGACGGAUCACUCAAGAGCACUGAUGCCAUGUCAACUCCAGCCAAACUUGUCUCUACUCCAAUUAGGUUGAUGAGUGCCACACCUGCCUUGCGUCCAUCAAAAAUACAUUAUAUGAGCCCAGAUGACAACACUACCAGUUUGAACAAGCUAGCUAGGCGUCCACCUCGCUCAAGGUCAUUAAAAUUUGACACUCCAAUGAAGAAUAAGGAAGCUGUGUAUGAAGACAAUGCUGGUGACUUACCAGUUGUUGAUGAUGUUUUUGACAUCCUCUCAGAAAAUCUUAUCCAAUCUAUCAGAGAAAGGGAAAGAAUGGCAAUGGAGGAAAGAGACCCAGCUAUCUCACAAGCAAAGAAACGAACAAAAAAUAUAGCUAGCCUGCCUAAGCUCUUUGACAUGAUUCGCAGCUUGCUCCGACAGCGGUCUUGUAUCACUAAAUCUGAGCUUGUAAACAAGAUAAUCACAGGCCGCCGAGAUAUUGUUGACAGAAGUGAAGUUGAAGAGCAGCUAAGUUUGUUGCUAGAACUAGUACCGGAAUGGAUUUCUGAGAAGCUGGUCUCUAGUGGGGAUUUGAUAUACGUCAUAAAUAAAUUGUCGAGCCCUGAAACCAUUCGAGCAUCCCUUGAAGCAGCAAAGUGAGCAAGGAGACUAGUAUUGAAAGGCCAAUGUUGUAUAGUUUAGAUGCUCAAAUUAUUUUUCUUGAGUUGCUUGUAGCUGCUGCCCAAUCUAUAGACAUUUUGGUGGAUGGGCAUUUUUUUUUUUUUUGUAAAUGUGUGACUAUCACACUAUCACAGUUCACCUAGACCAUGAAAUAUAUACAUCAAAGGAAACCCUCCUAAGUUAAGCUGAUCAA